This is a messenger RNA of Saccostrea echinata, 3271 nucleotides long. RefSeq names its product purine nucleoside phosphorylase-like. The transcript is spliced from 6 exons. The coding region runs from base 4 to 960 and encodes 318 amino acids. The record is from RefSeq and is a predicted model, not a curated record. Gene Ontology annotation, molecular function: purine-nucleoside phosphorylase activity. Gene Ontology annotation, cellular component: cytoplasm. Lineage: Eukaryota; Metazoa; Mollusca; Bivalvia; Ostreida; Ostreidae. Gene Ontology annotation, biological process: nucleoside metabolic process.
AAAAUGAACGUGACGGGGAAAAGAAAAAAUGGACUUGAAAAGUCAAAACUGAUGAAUGGUGAUUUUCCACCAGCAAAACGACUGAAGGGUAACGGACUAAACACAUUAGAUAAUCAAGGAUCUCUAGAAGAGGUAGAGACUUUAGCCAAACUGAUUUCGAGCAGGAUACGGCAUGCUCCAAAACUUGGCAUUGUCUGUGGAUCAGGUCUAGGAGGGCUUGCUGAUGUUGUGGAGGAUAAACAGAUCAUUAAAUACUCGGAGUUAGAGGGGCUCCCCGUUAGUACAGUACCUGGGCAUGUUGGACAGUUUGUGUUUGGGCUGCUGGAUAAGGUACCAGUCAUGUUGAUGCAGGGGCGGGUCCAUGUCUAUGAGGGUUACCCUCUUCAUCGUAUUGUUUUGCCCAUUAGGGUAAUGUGGAAACUUGGAAUUAAGAACCUGAUUUUAACAAAUGCAGCAGGAGGAAUCAACCCAGAGUAUAAAGUAGGGGACAUCAUGAUUAUGAAGGACCACCUCAACCUUCCAGGUUUCUGUGGUAUAAAUCCUCUCAUAGGCAUCAACGAUGAUAGAAUUGGUCCAAGAUUUCCACCAAUGUCUGAUGCAUACAACAAAGAAUAUAGAGCAAUUGCAAAGCAAACAGCCAAAGAGCUUGGGUUUUCUGACUUUAUACGAGAGGGAGUCUAUAGCUUCUUGACUGGACCAACCUUUGAGACGGUCACAGAAUGCCGACUAUUACGCUUGAUUGGAACUGAUGCUACAGGAAUGAGCACAGUACCUGAAGCCAUUGUGGCCCGACAUUGUGGAAUGGAAGUCCUAGCCAUGUCUCUUAUUACAAACUCCUGUGUGAUGGAAUUCGACUCUGAUCAGACGGCCAACCAUGAAGAGGUGCUGGAAACAGGAAAGUCGAGAUCCAGUGACAUGCAGAAGCUCAUCACAAAAAUUGUAGAGAAGUUAGCAGUAUAAAUCAUUUCUCUGUCCUUGUGACAUCAUGGCAUAAUUCCACAGCUAACUUUCUCAAUAGUGAUAGGUAGUUUGUUGAAUUCAGAUCUGAACAAAAUUUGGUAUAAUGAUUUUAACAGGUAUUUUAUCCAGUUGACAAGAAUUCAUUAAAUGGGUUGCUUAUCUCUGGUAUGUUGAUUGUUAAAUGGAUCAUAAUACAUGUAUACUUGUUGAUCUCUGCAAAAGUUAUUUUAGUAAUUGAGAGUUGAUCAGUUGUUUUUGGAUUGUUUUUGUAAACAAUUUUUAUGUAUAAAUAACUCGCAUUUAGAUACCUGUAUCAGUAUUUUUCAGGCAGAUUCCUCCAGUGUAACAACAUGAUCUCUGGAGAUGUGUAUUAACUUACUAACAUUUUUAUUUUAGGGGGAGGGUCUAAAAAUAGGUCAAUAAUGAUCAUAUUAUACAAGAGAGAGACAUACGCAGAAAGAAAAAUUAUAGUGAUACUAAUCCCAGAAUUCUUUAGAGCAAAUGUCACUAAAGUAGCCAGCCAAAUAUAAUCCAAGUGUUUUUUUUUGUAAAGUGUAGAGAUUUCACUCAAGCUCAUUUUUCAAUUAAAUAAAAUAACUGAUUCAUUAUGACAUCAAGGCUGCCAUGGUUUGGUUAAGAACCACUUCUGAAUCGGGCAUAUUUUAUCGUUAGCUUUUAAAGACUUAAUUUGUAAUUGCUGUAAAUGAGGAAAUAAUUUCAAAGCAUUUGGCUUGAAUUAGCAUGAUAAUUAUUUUGAGUAUGUAUCAUAAAAUUAAUUUGAGUAUGAAUCAUAAAAUUAAUUUCAAAGAAGAUGAAAAAACAUUGUUACAACAAAAGUAAGAAAAAUGUUUCAUCAGGGACGUAUGUACUGAACAGGAUAGGGAACUUCUUCAAUGCCGUAUUGAUUUCCCUAGAACACCAUACAAAGCCUUGCAAAUUUUUUAAACUAUGCUUAUACCCAGUAAAAAAAAAAAUGGUUUUCAAUAAAUGUACUUGUUCUUCUUGUUAAUGGGAAUAGACUUUAAAUAGAUUGUAAAGCAUACAUUGUAAAAUAAUUUUAAAAAUAAGCAAAGCCAAACAACCACUUACAUUCAGCAAAAUCUCAGAAAUACAGUCUAGCAGGGACAUGUGUUGAUUUUGAAAAUACAACGUACGCAGGUAUAUACAGUGCAAAUAACAAAUUCUGCAUAGUUUGUGAUAGAAUAAAAAAAGUUUUUUGUUCUGAUAUAGUUUAUAAUAUUAGAGAUACAGUCAAACCCUGUUAUCUCAAACUUCACGGGACCAAGAAAAUACUUCGAGAUAUCCGAAGAUUUGAGAUAUCCAGGGUAAAAUACUUAAAAAAUAAGCGCUUGGGACUUCAACAUCACUUCGACAUAUCCAUGGUAUUCGAGGUAUCCUUGUUAGGGAUACCGAAGUUAAACUGUAUACUGAAUUAAAAUUGACAUAACAUAUAUGAAAUCCUGUGACAUGCGAGAUAUCAUGAGACUUGCAGAAGUUGCCUAUCCUGUUAGUAUAUAUGUCUGUGAUGUUAUGAAAAUGGGGAUGAUUUGCUGUAAAAAUUGCAACAUCACAGAAUGAAAUAUUAUUUUUAAGUUGGAUUUCAUAUAAUGCAAAAAUUAGCUAUGUUGAACAAUCUUCCAUUUCAUUAUUUUUGAUUUUCAAAAUGUAUAGGCCAUUGAAAGGCAACUGAGGCUUAAAGAAUGCCUCUACUGACAAAAUCGUGCAGAAAAAAUUUAAUGUGAAUGUGUCAAGCACCUAUUCUCAUUUGGAUCCAUCAUUAGUAUUCAAUUGAUUUGCAUUCCAUUUCGUCCAUCUGUUCUUUAUACAUGUUUAUAAGGCAAAGCUUUAAAAUUUAAACAAGGUUGUGUAACCAUUUAUACAUUUAACCAUUUUGAGGUGGUGUAUUUUGGGAUAAUUUUUUUAUUUUUAUGUAGAGGUUUGGUGUACUAUUUUUAAUUUUCAUAUCUUUAUUUAUUUAUCAUAGUGCUGUAUUGUAGUUCAAACUGAAUAUAUAAAACAAAAUAGUUAUAGCACAGACCUUGGGACCAGUGAAUUUCCUUCAUUAUAUCUGUAAUUUGGUAUAAAUAGUGAUUUGGCAAUAUACCGUUACCUUCAAGUAUGACUUGAGAAAUGUUAUGGGAAGUAUUAAAUACAAAAGCUACCUUUGAUUACUGAAGCUUUCUAAUGCAUUGAAAAUAUAAAUACCUUCUAAAAGUAAUGCUUUAAUAUUUUAAAUUUCAAGAUUUUUAAAAAAUUGCUAAAGAAGAUGUAAAUUUUGUUAUUUUUAACCUCGACUGUACACAAAGUUAAC